Messenger RNA from Pan troglodytes (chimpanzee), 1336 nucleotides. RefSeq names its product DPY30 domain containing 2 (gene DYDC2). The record is from RefSeq and is a predicted model, not a curated record. The coding region runs from base 567 to 1130 and encodes 187 amino acids. Lineage: Eukaryota; Metazoa; Chordata; Mammalia; Primates; Hominidae. The transcript is spliced from 5 exons. Gene Ontology annotation, cellular component: Set1C/COMPASS complex.
AGCUUGGCAGUUUCACAACUCUGCACCUUUGCUCUUGCUGGUGACCUCUGCUUGGUUCCUUUCAGAACCAAUUCGGGUGCCCCACCACUGGGAAGCCGUCCAGUCUCCACCAGGCCCAAGCCCUUGCAGUCUUCCCUGGCCUAGUCGUCUGUGCAUGUGCUAGCCUUUCCUGUGCUCUCUUUCAGCUUAUGGGCGGGGCAGUGCCAGGCAAGAGAGGCCUUAAUAGAUGUUAGUUGAGAUAGUAAAUGCCAGAUUGGGCGCGGAAAAAUCAAAGGGAAGCAUGAGCGCAGGUGGCAGAACUCUCUCAAUGAAUAAGUCAAGAAAUAUUUACUGAGCUCCCAGUGUGCCAGGCGUGGACGGUAUAGAGUAAACAAAGACAACCCCUAUUCUUAUUACCUUGCCUACUGAGUGCAAGGCCAGGAACUGUGUAAGCAGACCCUCAGAGGAGCUCUGGGAAACACUGAAAAAUAGCCUCUCCCCCCAUUGGGUGGGACCUGAGAUUCUGCAUCUCAACAAGUCCCAAUGUGUCCAGAAUUGGUGGGUUCUUGGUCUCACUGAGUUCAAGAAUGAAGCCGUGGACCCUCACGGCUGCCAGGAUGGAAACUAACUACCUGAAGAGGUGCUUUGGAAAUUGCCUGGCCCAGGCACUGGCAGAGGUGGUGAAGGUUCGGCCCAGUGACCCAAUAGAAUACCUGGCUCACUGGCUUUAUCAUUACGGGAAAACAGCAAAAGCAAAAGAAGAGAAUAGGGAAAAGAAGAUCCAGCUGCAGGAGGAAUAUGACAGUAGCCUCAAGGAAAUGGAAAUGACAGAAAUGCUGAAACAGGAAGAGUAUCAGAUUCAACAGAACUGUGAAAAGUGUCACAAGGAACUGACUUCUGAAACUGUUUCCACGAAGAAGACCAUAUUCAUGCAGGAGGACACAAACCCCCUUGAGAAGGAGGCCUUGAAGCAGGAAUUCCUGCCAGGUACUUCCGGUCUGAUUCCAGGAAUGCCUCAACAGGUUCCUCCUUCAGAGUCUGCUGGCCAGAUUGACCAGAACUUCACAAUGCCACAAGAAAUAAAUUACAAGGAGGCUUUUCAGCAUGAAGUUGCUCAUGAAAUGCCUCCUGGCUCCAAAUCUCCUUUUUAGGUUACAGAAGGUAGAUGCUUCUGAUUUACUUCUCUCAAAGCUAGAAGCCAAGAAAAUGGCCAGCUAGAACCAAGAUUUAAGGGGCUGUAAAAGGCAAGUUCAGGGACUCUCCAGCCUACUUCUUUUCUGAAAAACCCUUAAUCAUGUGAACAUUUGAACUAGUUAUAGGAUAAAAUAAACUCAGAAUAAGGAUUUAAAAUAAGUAA